Molecule: messenger RNA, 1541 nt
Organism: Drosophila willistoni
Lineage: Eukaryota; Metazoa; Arthropoda; Insecta; Diptera; Drosophilidae
Gene: fd59A
Product: fork head domain-containing protein FD3
Exons: 2
Coding region: 41-1444 (467 amino acids)
Biological process (GO): anatomical structure morphogenesis; regulation of transcription by RNA polymerase II; cell differentiation
Molecular function (GO): DNA-binding transcription factor activity, RNA polymerase II-specific; RNA polymerase II cis-regulatory region sequence-specific DNA binding
Source: RefSeq, a predicted model, not a curated record
AUAAUAACUAAUAGCAUAUAGUAUUAGCAAUUUUAUAAUCAUGCACACCAGCACAGAUCCCAUGCAUGCUCUUCACGAUAGUGUCUCCCUAUCACCGCCCUUGCACAGGACACAGCGCGGCGGGUCAUCGCGUAAUGCUGCCUCCGACGCCUCCAUGUCCAUGGUCUGUGAUGACAGCGACAUUGAGCCAUCCGUCGGCGGCGGCGGCGGCGGCGGCAGCAUCAAUGGCGACAACAAAGACAGUCAGGGAGCUGCCACUGGUGGUCCAUUGGUGAAGCCACCAUAUUCCUAUAUAGCCCUCAUCACAAUGGCCAUAUUGCAAUCGCCGCACAAGAAACUAACUCUCAGUGGAAUAUGUGAUUUCAUAAUGUCACGCUUUCCAUAUUACAAGGAUAAAUUUCCCGCUUGGCAAAACUCCAUCCGCCAUAAUCUGAGCCUGAAUGAUUGCUUCAUUAAGGUUCCACGAGAGCCAGGAAAUCCUGGAAAGGGUAAUUUCUGGACUUUGGAUCCGCUGGCCGAGGAUAUGUUCGAUAACGGAAGUUUCCUGCGGCGACGUAAACGCUAUAAACGUGCCCCGGCCAUGCAGAGAUUCUCCUUUCCGGCGGUGUUCGGGACUCUUUCGCCAUUCUGGAUACGGAAACCGGUGCCAUUGGUGCCGGUGCAUUUCAAUGUGCCCAAUUUCAAUGGGAAUCGUGACUUUGAUGUGAUGCACACGCCAAGCGAUGUCUUCGAUACGGCUCUGAGGGCUGAUAAGAAAUUUAAUUUCUUUGCCAAUGCGGAGGCAUCGUUCUAUCAAAAUGAUAAAUUCGAUCGGCUAUCGUUCCUCAAUCGUCGUGCUGGUGGUGGAAGUGGUGGUGGUGAUCCAGCCGAUGCACUGCCUCUUGGUGGUGCAGGAGCCGAAGCGACAAGCAGUAGAAUUGCCAGCAAGUACAAAAAUCCCUAUGCAUUUGAUGGAAUCUCAACGAUGACAUCAGCUGCCAGUGCCAGUGAUUAUGUGGAACGUAAUAAUUACACGGAUCUCAACUCAUUUGCGGAGGAUGUGGAAGCAGAGGCCGAAGCAGAAGGCGACGCCGAUGGCGAUGAUGCCUCAAGUGAUGAUAAGAUCGAUGUGGAAAGUGCCAAUGAGCAUGAGCCAGAUGAUUCACACAUAUCCGAUUCGGUGGACAGUGUCUGCACGAAUCGCUUGGAUGCCCCCAAUGAUGUUUUGCCCUUUGAUCAGGCAGAAGUAUCGAAUAGUUCAGUAGCCAUCACGUCCAGUCCCAAAAUAACAGCCAGUUUGCGUUCCUCGAAUAAUGCCAAAGAUUUUCGCAUUGAAUCCUUAAUCGGUGGCCAUCAUCAGCAGCAACAGCAGCAGCAUCAUCAUCAGCAUAAUCAUCAUCAUCAUCAUCCGCAUCAUCAUCAUCAGAGGAUCGGAAUCAGUGUUAGUGAUGAGGCUAGUGAUUAAACAAACAAGAUUCCAUUUUUAAACAAAACAAUUCUCUCUGUAUGUGGUAAUACUUUUAGUUAUAUGUAGUAGAUUGGGGUUAUAAAUUUAUAUAUAU